AUGGAUUGGAAAUCAGAUAUAGUUGGUCAAUUAAAAGUUCACAAACAUCAAUGGAAUAUUUUCGAUGAAAUUAUAGAGCAUUAUAAUCGUCUUUUGGAUAAUCAUGUUUUUGUUCAAACUCGAUGUGCUAAACUUGAAAAGGAUGUUGGUCAUUUGCGUUUGGCUAAUGCCGGAUUAGAAAAAGCAUCAGAAGCUAGUCAAGAAUUAGCAAAUACAAACAGUAAAUUAUCAGUUGCAACAGAAGAAGUUGUGAUGCAUUUACGAGAAAAAGGAGAACUUGCUGGAGAAGUUCUUCGACUUAAUCGUGCAUUGAGUGAAAUGUCUGAUAAAUUAGUUAACGAAGAAUCAAAAGUUCAACAAUAUAAAAAUGAAAACGAGCAAUUAAUUCAGAAAUUGGAGAAAACUGAGACCGAAUUGAAUGAUUAUAUAAAUAUAAAUCGAAUACUUCGAGAGGAAUUUAUAGCUGCACAAAAUAGACUUGAUCUAUUACAAAUAGAUUAUAGUCGAAUGAGACCAGCUUUUCUAGAAUUUGAACAACAAUUAGAAACCGAAAGAAGAAUAAAUAAACAACGUGAAGAUGAAUUAAUAGAAUGUAAAAGGGUUCAAUUGGAAAUGCUUAAUGCAGAAGUUGAACGAUAUAAUAAACGAGAUCGAGUUCGUAGAGAAUCCAAUAUUAUUGAUGGUGAUUUAGUAGUGAUUACAACAUCUCGCACAAGUUCGUCUGAUUUCAGUACAUCUGGUUUAGUAAAUACAAAUAAGUCAUCAACAAAUGAUCAUGAUACAAUGCAAAAUUCUACAGGUGAAUCUUAUAGUCAUGAUAGAAGAAAUACUACAACUAAUAUAUCUCUUGUUGGAGGAAAUAUAUUUUCAAAGGUCAAAGGUAUGUUCAAUCUUGGAAUAACCAAUGUAGCAAAUGAUAGACUUUAUCGAACAUCAACAUUUUGUGCGGCAGCUUCAGUUCCAACACGUGAACUUCAUCAUUGGGACUGCACUGAUUUAGAAGUAUAUACUCUUUUAUUUCAACCAUCGGGUUCAAUAUUAGCUACUGGAUGUAGUGAUAAAAUGAUUUAUCUAUGGGAAAUUGCAUCAUCAGGUCAACCAUAUAAAUAUUGUACGCUUCAUGGCAGUCAUGGUGCAAUCAAUGCACUUGAUUUUGAUAAUGAAGGAAGUCGUCUAUUAGCUGGUUGUUCAGGUGAAAAAGCCUAUAUUUGGUCUUAUGGUGAUAAUCGAAUGCUUAAAGAUGUAUAUGCUGGUCAUGAGAAAGUUAUACAUACAUGUAAAUUUAUAUCAGGAACAAAAUUAGCAACUGGUAGUGCUGAUCGAUUAAUUAAAAUAUGGGAUCUACAAAGUCGACAAUGUAUACAAACAUUGUUUGCUGGAUCGAAAUGUCAUGAUUUAGUUAUAAAAGAUGCAUCUGGUACAAUCAUAAGUGGACAUUAUGAUAAGAAAAUUCGUAUAUGGGAUACAUCUUCAGAUAAAUGUCGAACUGAACUACAGUAUGAUGCGUCAGUAACAUCAUUAUCAUACAAUGCAGAGAGACAACAAUUAUUAGCAUGUUUAAAAGAUGAUACACUUAAAUUAAUUGAUUUAAGACAAAAUAAUGUUAUUUAUACAUUUAAUCAUGAUCAUUUUCAAGUAAGUACUGAUACAACUAAAGCUAUCUUAUCGCCGGAUGGUCGUUAUGCAUGUGUUGGUUCUCAAGAUGGAUCUAUAAUUAUAUGGAAUACAACAAAUGGUAUUUGUGAAAAAGUAUUACUUAAAAAUCAUACAACAAUGGUUACAUCAGUAGCAUGGCAUCCGGAAGGAAGAUAUGUUGCUUCUUGUGAAAAACAUCGACGAGUAAUUUUAUGGAGUGAUUAA
Messenger RNA from Adineta steineri, 1860 nucleotides. The record is from the annotation of a GenBank genome assembly. Lineage: Eukaryota; Metazoa; Rotifera; Eurotatoria; Adinetida; Adinetidae.